Messenger RNA from Colletotrichum godetiae, 1617 nucleotides. RefSeq names its product lung seven transmembrane receptor-domain-containing protein. The transcript has 7 exons. The record is from RefSeq and is a predicted model, not a curated record. The coding region runs from base 1 to 1617 and encodes 538 amino acids. Gene Ontology annotation, biological process: retrograde transport, endosome to Golgi. Gene Ontology annotation, cellular component: membrane; Golgi apparatus. Lineage: Eukaryota; Fungi; Ascomycota; Sordariomycetes; Glomerellales; Glomerellaceae.
AUGAAGGCCUGGCUCUAUGCCUCCGUCCUGGGCAUGUCCCUCUGGGCGGCUAACGCUCUAGAGGUGAAGAUGGACCAAACGGACGAAAACAGACAAAGAUGCUCAGGCAUGUACAGUCGCAGCGCUUGGGGCGGACCUGUCGACCCUUACAUCAACGUCAUGUUUAUCCCGAAGGAAGCGGCAGCUGACCAGGACCCUACCGUGAGCUUGGUCAUCUUCGAGUGGAAAGAUGAGGACUUGAUCGGCGUUCGCGAGACCCCUGAUGCAGAGAAUAAAAUUGGUAUUUGCCAGGAGGCAUUCGUCAAGAAGAACUACUGCAACGAGACGGACAUUGGCAAGUUCAUCAUCGAUAAGGAAGCCACAACCAAGUCGAAGAACAUUAUCGAAACGAAAGCCAUUCACCUCAAGGAGCCCCAGAGCACCAAAUACAUGAUCAAGAAGACGGGCUAUUACUGCGUCCUAACCGACAAGUUCACUGCGGGCGAGUUCACUGCUGUUGUGGAGUUCCGCAAUGCCUACGGCGAGCUGCCCGCGACUCAAAUUCCGAAGCUGCCUUUUUACGGAGGAAUCACCAUCCUCUAUGCUUUAGUUGCCGUAUUCUGGGGCUUUUUGUACUAUCAGCACCGCCAUGAUAUUCUACCGGUCCAGAACUACAUUACGGCCAUCGUCAUCUUCCUAGUUGUGGAGAUGCUCUUGACAUGGGGCUUCUAUGACUACCUCAACCGAAAUGGUGCAAACAUUGGCUCCAAGGUGCUGCUGGUAAUAGUAGCCAUCUUGAACGCCGCUCGCAACUCCUUCUCUUUCUUCCUAUUGCUCAUUGUCUGCAUGGGCUACGGUGUAGUAAAACACACGCUUGGGCGAACCAUGAUCUGGGUGCGCUGGCUUGCGAUUGCCCAUUUCCUCUUCGGGCUCGUGUAUGCGAUCACCAGCUUGUUGAUUACCCCAGACGCUGCUGGGCCUUUUGUACUUCUCAUCGUCCUCCCCCUUGCAGGUACACUUACCGGAUUCUACAUCUGGACACUGAAUUCCCUGAACUUCACGCUCAAGGAUCUGCGUGAGCGCAAGCAGCAUGCAAAGGAAGCCAUGUACAAGAAGCUAUGGUGGUGUAUCCUCAUCAGCAUUUUCGUCAUCUUCGGCUUUUUCUUCUUCAACAGCUUCAGCUUCGCGUCAGUCAGCGACCCCGACUACGUUCCCUUCCACUGGAAAUCGAGGUGGUUCAUCCUUGAUGGAUGGCUGAAUCUUGUCUACUUCGCCGACGUGGCAUUCAUUGCCUAUGUCUGGAGACCGACGGCGAACAACCGACGCUUCGCCAUGAGUGACGAAAUUGCACAAGACGACGAUGGCACGUUCACUAUGGCUGAUAUUGGCGGCAUUGAUUCGGACGAUGACGACGAGGAAGCCCAGUUGGGCAAGAACAACACGACUGCUCCAUCAACCACUCUUGGCCACGGUGGCUCAUCGGCCGCACCAGCGAGCAUGCCCCAAGCCCAGCCACAAAGACACAUUCCUCGCGAGUCUUUGGAUGGAGAGACCAUCUUCGCAGUGGGAGAAGAUGGCGAUAGGUUCUCGGAUGAUGACUCUGAUGAGGAAGACGCCAAGCUUGUAAGCAAGAAAUAG